This is a messenger RNA of Dictyostelium purpureum, 6739 nucleotides long. RefSeq lists its product as uncharacterized. Gene Ontology annotation, biological process: double-strand break repair. Gene Ontology annotation, molecular function: protein binding. Bases 45 to 6668 code for a protein of 2207 amino acids. Lineage: Eukaryota; Evosea; Eumycetozoa; Dictyosteliales; Dictyosteliaceae. The transcript is spliced from 3 exons. The record is from RefSeq and is a predicted model, not a curated record.
AUAAUACUUAUUUAUCUAUAUCUUUAUAUAAAUAUUUUUUAAAUAUGGGUAAUAGAGAAAAAGAUAAAGAGAAAGAUAAAGAAAAGGAUAAACAUAGAAAUAAAGAUAAAGAUAGAGAUAGAGAUAAAGAUAAAGAACGAUCAAGAGAUAGAACAAAAGAUAAAGAACCGUCAAGAGAAGGAUCAAAGGAGCGUGAUAAAGAAGAAAAGAAAAGAAAAGCAAAUUUACUUGAAAGCAGUUCACCAAAAAAACAAAAGGGUUCAAUAGAUUUGUCAUUAGGAACAUCAUUAGUUGCAAGAAACAUACCUGAUCAAAUUUCAAUUUCAAGAAAGGGAAAUAGACAGUAUAUUCUCACACCUGAAACAUUUUUUGAUUUAAAACAAUUUUCAUUGCAAAUAAUUAAAGAAAAUGAGGAAACUGUAGACCAAGAUAUUUUGUUUUCAGAUUUAUCAAACAAUUCAAUAGAAGAUGAGAGUAGUUAUCAAAAUUUUUUACAAACUGCAAAUAGAAAUGUAAUGAUUAUUUAUUUCAAAGGCGAAAGCAUUUUAGAUAAUGGAGGUGAGGAGAUUUUGGUAGAUGUUACACCAUCAAAAAACAUUUUAUUAAAAGCUGGUACAUCAGAAUACAAUUUCCCAAAUGCAAUUGCAGAGUUUGUCGAUAAUUCAAUUCAAGCAGUUAGAAAUAAUGAAUCAGGUAAUAGAAUUAUUAAAAUCAUUAUAAAUAGACCAAAUUCAACAACAAAAACUACAAGUAUCAGAUUUUGGGAUAAUGGUUGUGGUAUGUCAAAAGAUCAUUUACAAAGAUGGGCAACAAUGGGUCUUAGUCAAGCUGAUUUAGUUGAAAAUAAAAUCAAACAAGAAAGUGGUCAUAAUAGUGAUAAUGCAACAGGUUUAAUUUCAAGAUUUGGUGUUGGUGGUAAAAAAGCAGCAUUUUACUUAGGUUCUGAAGUUGUCGUUAAUACUAAGGUUCGUGGUAAUGAAUGGAUCAACCAAGCAAAAAUUUCUUUAGAUAUCUUAAAUUCAACUGGAGAUCAAGAAUGGAGAAUUCCAAUUAUUGUUAGAGAGGCUCAAUCCACAAGCGAGAAGGAACAUGAACAGUUCACCGAAGUUAUUAUUAAUAAUGUCCCAAUGAAUACCGAAACAUAUGAAACCCAAAUGGAGGCUCUCAAAAAAGAUUUAGCUCAUAUCUAUUAUUACUAUCUUCAUGACGUUGGUGAAGCUUCACAUUAUACAUUGGGCGAUAAUAAUUCACCAGUUAAAAAGUCAACAAAACCACCAACUACGACUACCACAACAACUUCAGCAAAUUUACGUAAAAGAACCAGUUUUACAGCAUCAUCUGCUUCACCUACAUCUCAAAGAGAAGAAAUAGUAAUAGAUGAUGAUAAUGACGAGGAGAAUAGCGAAAUCGAAGUCGAAGACGAUGAAGAGUAUGAAGAAAUGGAUGAAGAUGAAGAUGGUUCAAAAGAUAAACUUAAUGUUUCGAAAUUAAAUUAUAAACACGAAAAAAAGAAUUCAUAUAAAAUAACCUUAAAUGAUCAAGAUCUUUCAGAUGUCAACAAUUGUAUUGAGUCAUUAUAUAUUAAAUAUGGCAAAAAAUUCAAGAUAUUCGAAUUCUCAAUUCCAAUUAAAGAAUCUAAAUCUCAAGCUAAAGUUGUGUGUCAUUUGCGUUAUUUUCCAUUUGUCGAUGAACAAGAAACUAUGCCAAUUCCAAAUAGAAUUCUUCAAGAUAGUCCAAAGAUAGAUCUAAAGAGUUGUCCACUUUCACUUAGAAAACCAGGUUUCGAAGUAUUCUGGAAUGGUAGAUUAAUCUCUGAAGCUCAUAUCGAUCGUUUAGGUUUUAUGGCAGCUGGUAAAAUUGAUGGGUCAAAGAUUGAGGAUAAAUGGAUUCAAAGAGUCAAGGGUGCAAUAUUUUUAACUUCAGAAUUUCCUGUCACUCACAAUAAAAUGCAUAUCAUUAAAGAAUCACCAAUAUUCGAAUUGUUGGACCAACCAGUUGCUGGAGGUAAAACUGCAAAGACCAAUUGGAAAAAAUGGUUGUUACAAUGCCACAAGUUGGAUCAAGAUAUUCAAUUUAAAGAUCCAAAAUACGACUCAUCAUCAAAUAAAACUUUUUGUCAAGGUAUUGUUAUUCGUGGUCUUAGUAUCCAAUUAGGUGAUGCCGUUUCACUUGGAGUCCGUUCAGUUAAAGGUAUUGUUAAAAAUAUUUUCUUUACAGGUCGUCCUGAAUAUCGUGCAUCCGAUUUCUAUUGUGAAUUGGACAAGUUGCACUAUAAACCAUUGGAGCCUGAAAAUUUCCUUUGCUCCAAAAUCGUCAAAAAGAUUCCACCCAAUGAGUAUAAUUCAAUACUGGCCAACACCAAAAAGAAACUGCCACACAAGAUCAAAUUAUUCGAGGGUGAUAAAGCAUCAUUACCAAAGAAAGAAUAUUUCGCUGGUGACACAAUUAAAUGGGUAUCGAUUGCACUUUAUGAUGGCCAAUCACCUCCAAAAGAAGUUGAAAGAAAAAUUAUAGAAGAAGAAUGCUACAAAAUUACCUUUAGCUGUAUAUAUACCCCAACUGGAGAGGUUGUACAUAAAAUGGAGACCAGUGUGUUUUAUGAAUCGUCACGCGUAUCUUUUGGUGAUAUUAGAUGUUUCAAAAGAACCGGUGCCUAUAGUUUAGUAUUUGAAUGCAGCGACAAAAAAGUUAUUAAAGCAACUCACUUUUUAAAUGUUAUUGCUGGUAAACCAUCGGAAAUCAUAACAGAGUUUGAGGGUAUAGAAAAUAACGAACAAUUAUAUAAAGUUUCAAUCGGAAGUCCACUACCAAAGAUUAGAAUAUCAUUAUUAGAUAGCGACGGAAACGAAAUCGAUAUUCCUAACCGCCCAGAUUCCUUUAAAAUUAAAGCAAUUGUUGAAGAAACUGAUGAUGAUGACGAAGAUGAAGAAGAUGAAGAAAUACAAGAUGCUAAUAAACAAAAAAGAUCAAGAUCAUCAAAACGAAAAUCAACUAAACAAAAUGAAUUACAAAUUAAUCAUGAUGGAUAUAAAGUCGAUUUAGUCGAAGGUAAAAUUAUAGUUUCAAAUUUAAUUAUUAAAAGUGCAAGGUUGAAUGAUGAGUCAGAGUUACCCUUCUCAAUUCAAACAAGCUUUAAUGAUUUUGUUUCGAAACGAUCAUCAUGUAUCUUAACAUCAGGCGAUCCAUGUACAUUUACAUUUUUAGAGUUUUCAGGUUUAAUUGAUCCACCAAUAUCAGCCGAAUCUAAAGAAAACCUAGAUUCAGUCGAAGGUUAUAUGAAUUUAACCUAUUUACCAAAUUUUUAUAUUUUUGCAAACGAUAAAGAUUCAAAUAUUUGUCAUUUACAAUCAAAGCAAACAGCAUCCAGUUCAACACAGUUAUCACAAAACAAAGUAAGAAAGAAAAAGGAUUCGGUGCAAGCUAAAACAGAUGGUCCAUUUUAUCAUAUUUUAUUGUCAUCUCCAAGCUUUGAUGAAAAUAUUUACUAUGUUAGUGAUGAGUCUGGUAUGUUUUCGUUGUGUCCUUAUAAUAUAUCUAGUAUAACCAAAAAGAAUGUCCGAACUUCACCUCCACCAACCGCAAUUUUAUUAAAAGAACACGUAGAUAAACCCUUCGAAACUAAUGACAACGAUAUCGAAAUGUUAGAAACCAGAAAAACAAGAGCAAGUCGAUCAGCUUCAAAAUAUUCUCUUGCACCAAUUACAUUUACCUUAUUUAAAGAUCAUAGAGAAGUUUUUUCAUUGGAAAAGAAUAUUAAAGUUUUACCAUCAUUUAAACCAGCAUUCCUUGCUCUGCGUCCAUUAAGUGAAUUGUUGGUCGGUGAAAACGAAUCAUUCACAGCACCAGCCUCUGCCGAUGUCAAAUAUGGUAUUAAGGUCUAUAGUGCAGGUGGUGGUAAUAGAGGUCCAUUUCUUUUAAAUAACUUGAGUGGUACUUUUUCUACAUCAUGGGGCUCCUCUCAAAAUGAACCUUUCCAAAUGAACGGUGAUAUGAUUAUUUUACCAAAUAUUUCAACUGAUAGAAUGGCAAGAUUUUCUCGUUACACUGUAAAUAUCGAUAUUCCACUUUCUCAACAAACUGGAAAUGAGUUCAAGCAAUUGGCCGAUAAUAAAGGACAAAUUGUCUCAUUAAAAAAAGAUUUCUCAAUUCAAACAAUUGGUGGUGCUCCAACUCAUUUCACAUUAAACUUGGGCCGUGGUAUUAGCCACGCUCGUUGCGAUAGCGAGAUAACUUUAGAGGUUGGGUUAACAGACAAGAGACAUAAUCAAGUUUCACCAAAUAAUUUAAAAUCCGGUAUACCAAUUGAACCAUUCUUUGAAAUUACAAAUCAAAAAGGGCAAAUUCCAUGCUUUAUAAAGAAUCAAAAUAUAAGUGAAUAUGAUUACGAUAGAAACAUUUAUAUUUGCAAAGUCACAAUAGUUGGUUUUGGUAAAUUACAAGUCAAGGUUCUAGAUAAAAGUGGUCAAAUCAAUGAAACCUCACUUGCAUUAGAUUGCAUUGAGGGUCGUGCAGCUCAACUUCGUAUUAAUGGUGUUUCAAAAACUACAAUAAAAUGCUCUGGUGGUCAAUUAUUGGAUGAAAUUGUAUUUGUAGUUUGUGAUACCCAAGGUAAUCCAACUCUCAGUAUUACAGGUGUUGACACUGAAUUGGAAUGGAUUGAUUUGGAGGAUAGACAGGUUCCAAUUGACAUAAGAUCUCGUGUUAAAAUUUCAAAAGGUGAAGGUAAAUUAAGUAACUUGGAAAUCAAAACAAAUGCUCAAGAGGGUAUCUAUACAUUACGUGUUAAACCCAAGCAACUAGAUAUUCAAGAGGCUUUGGUUUCGUUUUUAGUUUCAGGUAAAUUCUCAAUAGUACUUUUAGAUAAAGAAAAGAUGCCAAGACUUACUGUUGGUACACCAUCAUGCACAUUCAGAGUUCAAGUUUUAAAUCCAGAAAAUGAACCUAUUGUUGUGCCCAAAGAAUCAAUGAAGCUUUUCUUCCAAAAGGUCUAUAUUUGUUCGGAGGUUCAAGAGGAAUCAAAACCAGUUUAUAUUUUUAGUAAUGUCGCUUUACCAAAGAAAGCAGGUUCUUCCGUUUUACAAUUUUCUCAUACAAUACGUAGUUCAAAGAAUACCAAAAUUCGUUCUGAAGAAACUAUUAUGAUUCAUCCACAUACCCCAUCUCGUUUAUCUUUUAGUGGUAUUAUUAAGUAUCAACCAUCAACAUCAAUAUUGGGUAAAGAGAUUGGUAUUUCAAUUACAGAUGUUUAUGAUAACAUUAUUUUCAUUCCAGGUGCAAUUAGAGCAACUAUAGAACAAUCAUCAAAUCAUAAAAUGAUACAGUCACAACCAUUAGCAUCAAUCAAAUUACCAGAAUUCAAAGAUCACGGCGGUAACGAAUAUAUUGAAAGAAAAUUUAAAGAAGCUGAUGGUGAAGCAACAUUUGAACAAAUAGAAUUAAUCAGCUCAAUUGGUAAUAGCGGUCUAUAUAAUUUAGUAUUUACACCACAGGGUCUCAAUGAUAUUGAAAUUGAACCAUUAUCAAUUGAAUUCUUUUUCCAAAACCAACAAGAAAAGCUCGAUAAACAGGUUAAACUUCAACAGCAAAGGGUAUCAUUCGAUGCAGAAAUUCAACAAAUCGAUAAAGAAUUGGAAAUAUUAAAGCAGGAGCAAACAUAUUAUUUUAAUGAAUAUAAAAACGUUAAAAGCGAAGCUGAUGAUCUAUUCCUCCGUAUUAAAUCAAUGAUACCACAUUUAACAGAAGAAUAUAAAACCAAUCCAGAAAUUGUAAAGAAAUUAAGUCAAGAUAUUUCAAAAGAAAUGGAGGAACUUUCAAAUAAACCACGUAGAAGAGCACCAUAUCCAUCCAAUCCAACAUCCAAAGAACUUUUAGAUUUAUCACGUCAAGAUUCAACAUCUGGUAUUAUUGGUAUCAUUAUGGAUUUAAUUUAUAUAGAAGAUGAUAAAUUGGCAAGAUACCUAUCAUCAUUCCUCAAGUUAAAAAUGGAAGGUGUAUUGUUUGAAAAUAAAUACUCUUUCGAAAAAUACUAUAACCACUUUAAAGAAAGAACCCAACCAGUUUUAUUUUUAUCACAUGACACACUCUUACCAUUUAGACCAAGAAGACCAAAAUACGGGAGCCAACAAGUCCCAUCACAACAUUUAAAAAAUCAGUUAGAAUUACAACCAUUCGAAGGUGCACCACUAAAUGGAUUCUAUGGCUUUGUUUGCAAUAUCUUACAAUUAAAAGAAAAACAUGAAUAUUUAAGAUCAACUCUCUGUUUCACAAUUUUUAGAGAAAUGAUGAUUUUCCAAACUCUUAGAAAUGGUUUAGACUAUAAACAAUAUUUAACAUCAAAAGGAAUCUCCUCACCACCAAUCCUAUGUUUAGAAAAUGGAGAAGUUCUUGAUGCCUCUGGUUUUGUUGAAGUAGGUAGAAACUCUUUAAGAACAAGAGAACAAUCUGCAAUUUUUGGUCAAUUGCCAAUUAAUGAAACUCCUCAAUAUCUAGAAUUAAAAUUUAAAAAGAACUGUGUGGAAGAAUUCAGAACAUUAAAAUCAAAAAUGCAUGUCACCAAGAAAACUUUUGAAGAGAAGAACUUAGUAUCGAAAAUCGAAAAUCUAUCAAAUCAAAGAAAAGAAAAAUCAAAUCAAUUAGAUUCAAUCAUUAAAGAAAUUCAAAAUUUUUAAUUUAUUUAAAAAAAGUAAUAUUAUUUUAAAUAUUAAAAAUUAAAAAAAUAAAAAAAAAACAUUGUAUAUUU